Molecule: messenger RNA, 1947 nt
Organism: Mesocestoides corti
Lineage: Eukaryota; Metazoa; Platyhelminthes; Cestoda; Cyclophyllidea; Mesocestoididae
Source: the annotation of a GenBank genome assembly
AUGCUUAACUCGCUCGUCUCUAGCGUUACGGCAUUCGCUUUUGCGGCUGUCUCCGUAGCAGACGAUGCCGGUGGUAUUCAAGUCAAUGAUUCGUCUUUGCAAUCAGAUGCAGUUGACUCAAAAAUGAUGGAGAAAAUCGUUGAGAAAUUGGAUAAGUUUGUCCAUAAUGUCGGAAGCAAGGCCUGCGAGAUGCCUUCCCUUGUCGACAAGGAGGCUAUUGAACGGGCCGCUCGUUUUAUUGAUUCUCUACUACUCGGUGCCACGGCGACGUUUCGUGAUCUUCAUCUGCGUCUCCAGUGUCCCCUGACCCUCAGCGGUAUUCACAGAGCCUGCGACCUUCGUUUGCGCAUUCACCUGUUGGAGGUGAACAAUGUAGAAAGCGAGUCAACCGCACCUUCCGACGUGUCUUCGACUAGCGCAGCAUCAGGUGGUGACGGUGAGAAUCGACGAGGUGGCGCCACUUCACACCACCGCCAACGAUCGUGUUCGAAGGCCACGCCAGACGCCAAGUCGGGUACCGACGGCGCCGCUGGAGGCUCUAGCAGCCUGUGGUCGUGGCUUUGGGCCAAUAUGUGGAGGCUUGGCCUAGACUCAACCACCUCACGCACGUCUGGUAACCGAGGUGAUGGUGGUAGCCAAUCAGAAGCCAGCGUCCCACCAGUUAUGCGCAAGCUGAUUCGUCUGGAAGACGUGACCUUGCAUUGGGAUCUCUGGGACACCAGUAUGGGGGGCACUGGUCAACACUCCCCUGCCUCCUCACGUUCCAAUUCGCCGACUUGCUCUCCCACCGUUACAGCACCUUCUCGUGAUGUCUAUUCCGGUCCCACACCCGAAUCCAUGAUCGCGUCGGCCUGUUUGCUGAGGCUACCGACAAGCCACAACUACUGCAAUAUUUGCCUGCGUGAUCCGUCCAUAUUGUCACAAAUCCUCUCCUCUGAGUCAACCUCACCCUCCGCACGCCCUACUCUCGUCGAUUUGAGUAUCGAUUUGGGCCCCGUGGUCGCCUGUAUUUGUCCCAGUGCGGUCUUCUGGCUUACCCUAACGGUAACUCAGCUAACAACGCUCUACAACACCUACUUAGCCGGCCGGUACAACGACCGAAGUCUAGACAAACCGGAGGACGACUUGCACAAGAGCAAUUUCGGUCUGAUUGAUUCAGGUCAGCCGUUUAGCCUGAAUCGGCGGAACUCUGUUGACGUCCUGACCACCAACCUCGUCGAUCUCGAUCUCUCUUCAAGUCCUCGAACUGAUCUGUUGGCGUCGUCGGGAUUGCAAUCCAUGACAGAGAGUAACAUGUUUCGUUCGUGUCUCGGAGGGUCCGCCUACCAGGGUGCUGGAAUCACCGUCGAUUGUCUCUCCGACGCGUCGAAGCUGCCACCGUUCACGCUGUCCGCGCGCUGCCGCCUCUUUGUGCUGACGCUCUUCCACGCCGACGAAGAGGCUUCUCCGUUCACGGGGGACCUCUCCUCCCAGCCGCUCUUAUCCUGCGGCUCGGAUAUCGAGACCUCCAGCAGCGGCAGCAGCAGCAGCUCCGACGACCAAUUCCACGAGGUAUCCAGCCGUCAGAACUCCCUGACGUUGCAGGCGCCACCGCCUGGGUCUCUGGUGGGUAUCAAUGACUUCUUCGCGGGUCUGGACGGUGUUCAGUGCUUGGAGUACAACGACCAGCAGUGGGUGUGCGCUAGCGAAUGGAUCGCUCAGGUCAACACCGAUCUCGCACUGCUAGCCUCACCCAGAGACCAUUUGCGACUGGCAGCAGGAUUUUGUCAGUUGGAUGUGACCUGCGAGUUGGCGGAUGACGGCGACUCCACGACCCACCAACGGGUCACCGGCCAAAUCACCAGCCUCCUUCUCACCGAAUGCCUCUUUAGCCACGCUGCUGCAGACUCACUCAGCGUGACCAAGGUAUUCCAUGUUGCCGCUUUUCUCAAAUUCAUCUCACUUUAA